Messenger RNA from Drosophila navojoa, 2226 nucleotides. RefSeq names its product adhesion G-protein coupled receptor methuselah-like 1 (gene mthl1). The record is from RefSeq and is a predicted model, not a curated record. Gene Ontology annotation, molecular function: G protein-coupled receptor activity. Gene Ontology annotation, cellular component: membrane. NCBI's taxonomy places the organism in Eukaryota, Metazoa, Arthropoda, Insecta, Diptera, Drosophilidae. Gene Ontology annotation, biological process: cell surface receptor signaling pathway; G protein-coupled receptor signaling pathway.
AUUACAAUUUUUAAUUGUUAAUAUAAACAUAAUAAUUUUAUUAAAAGUGCAGUAAAAACAGUGUUGCGUGCAACAGUAAAAGUAAGCAUACAAACAAAAGAGGAUUAAGAAACGAAGCCUUGCGCAAUACACACACAAAGAUGAAGAGCUUUUGGCUUUUGCUAGCGCUGCUGAUCGGCACUGCGAACAGCCAAGAGGAUUUGCUCACAACAACAACGACAGCGGCGUCGCCUGGCAGCACGUCGGGUCGGCCGCCUCCACCGCGUGUUUUGAUAAACAAGUGUUGCCACCAUGGCGAGUAUUUGGUUGGCAGCACCUUGGAGUGCGUCGCUGGCGCGUCAGAGAAGUGGGUGCCGCUGGUCUAUCUGAAGCAGCAGAAUCGCUUCUUUGAGCCCAGAGGCGCCAAGCCACGGUUCAUGAAGUUCCUGGCGAACGUGCGGCCGCCUUGCCAGGCGCAGGGCCAGCAGCAGGAGCUGUUUAGUAGCCGUGACGCGAAUGUCGUACUCCUCACCAAUGGCACGAUGAAGGUGCACGAGCGUGGCCUGUUUAUCGAGCCAUCGCGCUACUGUGUGGAUCAAGGCGUGGCGCUGGUCUGCCUCGACAAAGACAAGAACAAGGAUCUGCAGACGCCAGUGGCUACUGAUGGUGCAGGUGGGUCAGCCUCCGCUGACGAUGCACUGCGUCCGGCCAGCUCGACAGCGCCCAUGCUGCGCCUGCGCAAAUGCUGCGGCAAGUGGGGCUACUACGAUACCGUGGCCAAGACCUGCAGCAUCCUGACGCCCGCCGAGCGCGGCUCGGACAGUGGGCAGUUGAAUCUGCCCAAUCUGGAGACGGGCAGCUACCAGACCACCUACGAGCUGCCCGACUGCAAGGGCAACGGCACUGGCUAUGCCAUAGCCGGGGACUGGCACGAGGCGACACUGAACCGGAGCAGCGGCUCCCUCCAGCUCAGCCACACGAAUCUGACGGCUGCGCAGUUCUGCCUGGAGCACACGCAGCGAACGGGCGAGGUGAAGAUCAUUGCCUGCACCCAGCACUUUGCGGACGACCACAACAAUGUCUCCUAUGGCGGGGCAAACGGCAGUCUGCAGAAGGCUGUGCUGGACGUGGGCAUCAUCAUAUCCAUUAUCUUUCUGGCGGCUACUCUGGUAGCCGGGUACAUGCUGCCGGCGGUGCAUCAUGCCCUGCACUGGCGAUGCCAGAUCUACUACGUGUUCUGCCUGCUGCUGGGCAAGAUUCUGCUGGCCAUCGAGGAGUUGAGCACGAGCCUGGAGCCGGGCACAGCGAGCUGCCUGCUCAUUGCCAUUGGCAUGCAGUUCUUCUUCCUGUCGGCCUUCUUCUGGCUGAACACGAUGUGCUUCAACAUCUGGUGGACAUUCCGAGACUUUCGUCCCAGCUCGCUGGAGCGCAAUCAGGAGUCGAUACGCCUGCGUCUAUACUCCGUCUACGCCUGGGGCUUGCCGCUGCUCAUCUGCGCCAUUGCCGCCUUUGUGGAUCAACUGCCGGAGACAGAGACCUCGAUGCUGCGGCCGGGCUUUGGUCAACCGUUUUGCUGGUUCGACAAUCGCUCGCUGACCAUCUUCGCCUACUUCUACGGCCCGAUCGGACUGCUGCUGUGCGCCAACAUUGUGCUCUUCAUCUCCACCACGCAUCAGCUGACGUGCGGGCUGUGGAAGCGCGACGAUGUCAAGUCCACGUCAGAGAAAUCGGCGCUGGGUCGCGUCUGCCUGAAGCUGGUGGUGGUGAUGGGCGUCACCUGGAUCUGGGACAUCAUCUCGUGGCUGGUGGGCGGGCCGCAUGGUGCCUGGCUGUUGACGGAUCUCAUCAAUGCCCUCCAGGGCGUCUUCAUAUUCAUUGUGGUCGGCUGCCAGCCGCAGGUGUGGACCGCCUGCAAGCGCAUCUGCUGUCCGCGGCUCCGACACGACAUCACCAACACCACCAAUGGCGUGCAGCAUUCGAGCAGCUCCCAGGGCCUGCCCUCCAUGGCCAAUGGCACCGAAUUCACCCAGAACAUCUCCAUGAACAACACGAUAACAACCAUGACGCCUGCCAGCCCCACCACAGAGGAUGCCCCCACCUCGAUACCAGCGACGGGCGACGGUCCAACAACCCAGCCCCCAUCACCAUCCCCACCCCCAGCAGGAGCAACACCACCACCACCAGCAGCAACAGCAACAGCAGCAAAGAUACCCCUGGAGACCAUUUGCUAAGGUAAGCUAUUUGAUC